ACCCCCCAGUGGUUAACGGAUGCCCAUCAACGAUUGUUCUGUCAGCUCCAGCAGGAGCAACAUCAGCUACAGCCACAUGGACACCACCAACUGCAUCCGAUGCCGAAACGUCCGCGACAAUCAUCAGUGAUGCAAACCCUGGUAUUUCUGUGCCAGUGGGAGGAAACCGCUUGGUCACUUACACAGCCAGUGACGUCAAUGGUCCAAGCAAUCUGCUCUUUCAAUAUCAUUGUGUCAGGAACUGCUGGAAACCAGGCACCGCAGCUUUUCAAUUGCCCAGCAUCUGCUUCUGGGGUUUUAAUUCCACCAGCAAACUCAGUUGCUGUUCUCUGGACACCACCCACUGCAACCGAUGAUUCUGGCACACCAGCUUUAACAAGUACUUUCCAACCUGGCAGUCAGUUUUUUGUUGGUGUAACUCCUGUUACGUACACAGCAAGGGAUGCAGCUGGGCUGGCAACUAGCUGUUCCUUCCAGGUCACAGUUACACAAGGUACUACUGGCAACCAGCCGCCUCAACUCUUCAACUGCCCGCAGGUUAUAACUCGAGACUUGCCAUCUACCUCAAAUCAAGUGUCUGUUUUCUGGACAGCACCAACUGCAACUGAUGAUUUUGACACACCAACUGUGACUCCUUCGAUUCAACCUGGCAGUUCAUUUCAGGCUGGUUCAACCCCAGUUACAUACACAGCAACAGACUCAGCUGGCCUCUCAACUACCUGUUCCUUUUCUGUCAUAGUUAUAGAUGUAACAGACCCAAUGUUGGUGGGAUGUCCAUCUGGGGCUACAGGAAUGCUUCUCCCUGGACAAAGCCAAACUACAGUAACUUGGAAUCCGCCCACUUCGUCGGACAACUCUGGACAAUCCACACAGACCUCUACUUAUAGCCCCCCUGCUUCCUUUCCGUUUGGAAACACUCAAGUCACGUAUACUGUGACUGAUGAUGCAGGGAAUUCUGCUAUGUGUACUUUCACUGUCACAGUUACCUCUCAAAGCACAGACACAACUCCACCAGAAAUCGUUUGUCCUGGCAACCAGGAGGUAUUAGCACCAAACGGCCAAAGUGUUUUGGUGAAUUGGAACCAACCAACACCUAAUGAGCAGGCUACAUUAGUAGCAAGCAGGACUUCCAACACACCCUUUAAUGUUGGAAGAUAUGCUGUAGUGUACACGGCGACCGAUCCAUCUGGCAAUGUUGGACAGUGCUCCUUCUAUGUCACUGUGACAGCUAAUGAUGGAAGAGCACCUCCUGUCAUUAAUAAUUGUCCGCAAGAUGCCCAGACGAUUGUUUACGAAACAUAUAAUAGCGUUAACUGCAGCGCUCGAUACACAGAGCCUUCUUCAAUUCAGGCUGGAGUUGCAGUCACAGUCUCUCCUGCUAACAGCUCACCACUGAAUAACUAUGCAAUCGGCGAUUAUCUGAUUGUGUACUCAUUCACCAACCAGCAGGGAUAUCAGACAGACUGUGCUAUAGACCUUUCUGUUAUACAGGGUGUUAACAUUUGCCGAUGUAACCCCUGUCCCGAUCCGGCUUGCUACUUCAAUCCAAAUGAUGAUCAGGAGUUCUACUGUCCCAAUGCACAGACACAAGGAAGAAGGAAAAAGAGGAAAGCACACUGGGAGGAAACUGUUGAACACCAGCUUGAGUUCACCUGCGCAUGUGAACAUGGAGGACGCUGUUUGGAGACACCUGAGGGAGAUGUGACCUGCCAAUGCCGACCGGGAUACUCAGGAAUCCUCUGUCAACAUGAUGAUAUCCUGAAAGUUGAUGUUCCACCUGCGUUGCUUGGUGAAGAUGCCUGCUCCUCAUCCCCUUGUCUUCAUAAUGGUACCUGUAUAGUCCAGAUCCAGGAACUUUACACCUGUUUCUGCCUAUCAGACUGGACUGGGCAAAAUUGCGAGUCAUACUUUGAGGUACACCACAACUUUGGUGGACAUCAGGACUUGGAAAGAGUUGAAGACAGGUCUGGCUUUAUGAACUGGCCUACCUUAGCAGCAAUGGGCCUGCUUGUCCUAGUAAUCUUAAUCCUCUCCAUCACUAUCUGUAGGAUUAUGCCCCGCAUAUCUGGUAGGACCAAGACCCGCCCAGAUGAAGUAGCAUUUGUCAACUAAAUGCACACAACCAUACUUGUACAUGUUUAGUUUAAACACUCCCAAAAGGAGUUUAAAUGAGGUUAACAUUGCAAGAUUUGUACUUAUGGCAGCAUAAUAUUUGGCAUUGUGCUGAAGACCAGGGUACUGUAAUUUGUUUUUCUGAAUGAAAGAAAGUAUUUACCGGUGAUAUGAUAUAUACUAGCAAUGAUAUGAUGUGUAGAAUCACCAUUAAAAUAACCAAUGUCAAAGAACUGCAUAUCAUUUAAAUAUAUUAAUCUAAUAACUAACCAUUAAGUUGGUACCCCCACUUAUUGGAGCGACAUAUGUUUGUAUGUAUAAUUAAACAAUUCAAUGUUAUUUUAGCAAUCAUGCAUCUAUCUUACUCUUCCAUAUCGUAAUUCUGUACAGGCUACAAGAAUGUCAGAUUGGAGCUCUAUUUGUUUCAAAUUGUUCUGUACAUUCUUGGCUUGAAAUAGAAAUAGUGGUGUACUGAAUGAUGCAGAAUAAAUAUUUGGUAUUAUAUCUAUUAUAUUACAUUACUCAGAACAUAUUUUACAUCUUCAAAUGUUCUCAUUAAAUUUAUCAUGUUGUUUUGCUCAUACAUGUACGUGUAUAUUGUACUAAUUGCCUUUAUUUUUAAUCCAAGCUGUUAGAUUUUUUGAUGGGAAGAAAUGAUUACUCAAUAUCAAUCAUGCCAUUUCUUUUUGUAUCAUAUUUGUAUCGUGGUAGAGGGAUUUUCUUAUUUUAAUUCAUGUUUAGCUAUCACAAGAAUAUUCUGUACGGGACUCUCUUUCUGAUAAUGAUAACUAACAAUCACAUGCUGAUUGCAAAUCCUGAAUAGAGUUUGUCAAUAUGAACCUUAAUGUUUUGUGUUUUGUAGUCGCACUUGCUUUAGACUUUGAUGUAAGCAAUAGCUGGUCUCUGUGCUUUUUAUCAAAAUUAAAUCAUGUGUUUAACUGACAAUUUCAGAUGUUUACUUUUCUGAUUUGUCGAUUUAUAAAUGUGAUUUAAUGCAGCACAUGAGGAACCAGAGUUUUGUAGAAAUUCAACAGACAACUUAUAUUCUGUAUUCAUGGUCUUUCAUAUUUGCAUGGCAACGUGUUGCUCUUUUGUCUUUCUUUUAAUGCAGUUGGUAAAUGUAUUCUUUCAGAUUAAUAGAAAUAUUCUCUAUUUUAGAUGGUGUUUUAUGUUAUAUAUAUGUAUGUCCAGAAGAGAAUGAAGAAUUGCUAUACUCUUUGUUUCACAUUAUCAAUUGUGAGAAUCAGUGUCUUUCCAUUGCACAUUAUAUUCAGGUUACCAAUUAUAGGUACGUAUAGCUUUUUUUUGUUUAUUUAGAACAUUAUUAUUCUUGAUUUGUCUUAAUGUUACAAAUUGUUGAGUAAAUUUGUUUACAUAUUGAACCAGGUGUAUAAAGAGACACGUGUAACAUGAAAAUAGAAUACUAUUCACUAGUUAUGGUAUCUUUAUGAUAAGCAUUCAUUCCCAAUUUUAUGCAAGUAUUUUCUGAAAUUACAAGGACACUCACAAUUAACAAUUUUUUUGUCUUCCAUUUUCAUUUCAUGCACUUUUUGAUAAAUACUGUAAUGGUGGAGAAUACAUUUUAAACCUGUCUUUUAUUGGUUUCUAAUAAAGCAGUGCUGCUUUGGAAGCGAUA
Messenger RNA from Strongylocentrotus purpuratus (purple sea urchin), 3748 nucleotides. Its product is annotated as hyalin-like. Bases 100 to 2112 code for a protein of 670 amino acids. NCBI's taxonomy places the organism in Eukaryota, Metazoa, Echinodermata, Echinoidea, Camarodonta, Strongylocentrotidae. The transcript is spliced from 12 exons. The record is from RefSeq and is a predicted model, not a curated record.